AGCCGAGCUGCCCACGCACGCACUCCUACGCGUUUUCGAAUUAACGUUACUUUUCACUCCUCUGUAUUAUUAUUAUUAUUUUUUUUUUUUAGCUAGCAUUGUGCAGACAUUAUGGUAAAAAAAACUUGCGUGUUUUUUCAGGGUGUGGAUUACAUAUAGAUAGUUCAGCAGCAUUACAGACCACGGGAGUAUGGUCGUCGGAUUUGUAAAAAUAUAUGUUUGUAAGUCAGCUGGCUAGCACUGGGCAGCUAGCUGAUAAAGGAUAGGAGGAGGGAGGAGAAAACAUAACCAUGUAUUAGUGUUGCAUCUACUGGAUGUAAAGGUUAGAUAGCUGACGUUAAUUUAAUCGAUAUUGGUUCUUAUAAUCAUUUUUGCUCGAUAGCUAAAGAGUUUCGUAUCGAUUCGCAUUGCAUUCUGGUCCCAGCCAGCAGAAGAACAUGGAGCUCGAGCAGACUGGCUUGAGAGAGAAUCCUCCCGGUUCUGUGGCUGUUCACAAAACGGAAAACUGUGAGGAAAGUCUUGGAGACAGAAUAGAAGAUUGUGGUUUGCAAGAUUGUAAAGGCAGAGCCGUCGAUGGAGAGUCUGCGAAAUCGGAAGAGACUGAAAUGUGUGUGCAUCAACAACAACAACAACAACAGCUGCCAGAGACAGAUGUGCAUAAGAAGCAGCCUGAAGAGGAGCUGGACCCCAGGAUACAGGAGGAGCUGGAGCAUCUGAAUGAAGCCAGUGAGGAGAUCAACCAGCUGGAGCUGCGAUUAGAGGAAGAGAGGUCAAGCUACAGGAAAAUAUUUACUGAUUCAGCCAGGAAGCUCAAUGCACUAAGCUCUCAACUGGGCUCUUGCAUUGAGAAAGCCAGACCGUACUAUGAGGCCCGGAGAUCAGCUAAAGAGGCCCAGCAGGAGACCCAGAAGGCUGCGCUUAGAUACGAGCGGGCUGUUUCCAUGCACACGGCUGCACGGGAGAUGGUGUAUGUGGCUGAACAGGGCCUUGGAGCAGAUAAGACUCUUGAUCAAACCUGGCAAGAGAUGCUCAAUCAUGCCACUGCCAAAGUAAAUGAGGCUGAGGAUGAGCGGUUGCGGAGCGAAAGAGAGCACAUGCGUGUCACCCAGCAGUGUCAGGCAGCAGAAGCUCGUGUACAGACCCUGCAGAAAUCCCUCAAGAGGACCAUUAUCAAGUCCAAGCCUUACUUCGAACUCAAAGUCCAGUUUAAUUCCAUAUUGGAGGAGCACAAAUUGAAGGUAACUCAGUUAGAAGAGCGUGUGAGUGAAGUGAAGAAGCAUUACUCCUACACUCUGCAGCGCUUGGAGAAAAUCAGCGAGGAGAUCCAUGCCCAGAGAGGACCGGACCAUUCUGAGAACGGAUCUGCAACAUCCUUCAAAACACGCAGUCCUCCUAUAGGAGCCGAGGCGGUAAUCCCGACGAGUAUUGAGGGUGGACACUGUGGAGGCCACAAUAAGUCAAGUGAAUGGGUGGACAGCCAAGAGGCUAAGACACAAGAGUGGGUGGAGAGACAUAGGGAGUCCGGUUGGUGGGAGGGAGGGAAACAGAGACCGACAUCUGGAGUGUUCUCAGACUCCACUUCUGUUUUUAGCUUUAAAACCAUUGCUUCUGAUUUGGAGAAAUGCGACUCUGUUGAGCAUCUCGGCCAGCUGAGUGACUCUGUUAGUCUGUCUGGAGAAGAGGAGGAAAGGGGGAAAGAAGGGGAUGAGAUUAGACGAGUGGACCAAGAAAAUGUUAAAAAGUUGGAGAUUGAGAAACAAGAGCAGCUCAUCAAGCAGCAUCACAGGAGUGUGAGUUUGUGAGUAAGGCUCGCCUAAGGCUCACAUGAAGGGGAAGAUUCGAGUAGGAGUGGACAAUUUGGUGAUACUUGAAGACAUUUCCACAGUACACAACAUGUAUCCUGAUAUUUAUCAAUGAUAGCAGCUAAAUGGUACUCAAAUUUGAACAGAAAGAACCAGUGCAAACAAGGCAAUGCUUUUAAUGUUAUUUUUAAGUGCAAAAUGAUGUAACAUUGGAAUGAAGGAACAAUUGAAAACUCCUUCAUCUUCAGUAGCUGCUUAAUCCUGCAAAGGGUUGAAGAGGAUCUGUGAACAGUUGGAGCACACCCUGGAUGGAAAAGCAGUCCAUCGCUGGAGACCAUGUAUACACACACACACACACACACACACACACACACACACACACAGAAAUACAGGGAGAGUGUGAAAAGUCUCAUACUAAGAAGUGAUGUCUAAUCAGUUCCUUGUUCCUGUGAGCAACAAUAUCACAAUAUGCUUUUCUGAAAGUAUGACGAAUGUUGCCUAUACUUUAAACAGUGACCAAAUCCAUUGUAAAUCAUCAGGUUGCGAGAUUCUAUUAACAUAUUGUUAUAUUAUCUAGUCUUGUGUUCCAGCAGAACAAACAAGAGAAGACCUUCUUAAUCUAGUUUUAAACUAGGAUAAUAUAGUGCAGUUCAGUCUCCGUGUCUAGGGCCACAAUAUGUCCGAAUUGAAUUUAGCAGCAUGAGAAACAAUGUCCAACAUUUGAAAUAGUUAUCAUAGCUGUUGCACCGCAUAUAUUUCUUUUAAGCCGGAUUUGAGCAGCACUGUCCCUCUCUUUAUCAAUUUUUCCCAUCUGUCAGAAGAUUGGCCCUAUAAUUGCACUUUGCAUCAGGAAAGGUGUUCGAAAGAAAUGGACCUCUCCUGAAUAGCUUUGAUGAGUGAUGAGAGAUGGAAUUAAACCCAGCUCCAGUCUAAUGAAACCGAAUCCAGUGUAAUUUUGUGCAACGGAUCAGCAGGUAAUUAGAAUGCAGUGGCAAGCACACUCGUUUUGCAAUAUAUUAUGAAAGGUGAGAUGUUAAAAGACCCCCUGGGAUGCUGAGGUUGUUGUUGUUGCUGAGAGUAACAGCAGAAUUUGUAAAUUAAUGCAUGAAAAAAAAAUUGAACAUAAAAGAUCAUUACCGCUUUCAGAUAUCACACGGCGUCUCGGAUAAUUUUAAGAGGAGACACAAUGCAGGUAAUUUGCAUAAAACGCAUAGCACAAAACUGAUACCGACAGGAGGAAAGAUGAAAAAAGACAAUACAGCAAUCCAAAAAAAUAUUGACCAUAUAUAUAAAAAAAAAAAAUUAAAUAAUUAUCAAAAUAUAAUACUAAUGAAAAUAAUUUCAUAAUAACAAUAAUUUAAAUUAAAAUAAAAAAGUAUUUUAUUUUUUUCUUGCAUUUAUUAUUUUAAUGCAUUUUAUCUGUACAAGGCUUACAUGACAUUGUAAAGCCUAGUUUAUAAGUAGUAAAAAAUUAAAAAUCUGGUAUUAAAUUAGCAAUUGCCCUCAGAGUUUAGUUUAUUUAGAAAGCUUUUUUUAAUGUAAAAUGGUAUUUAAAAAACAUUAAUAUGAUUGGACCUGACUGACCAGGCUAGACGAACACUUUAAAUGAUAGCUGCUAAACAGCAAUAAACAGCCGCCUCAAUAAUUACCACUGAAGUCAAUUUACACCUCUUUAACCCAGACAAACUUAAGGUCAUCAAGCUGUAAAAUAUUUUUUCCGUUCCCAUCAGCUGCAGAACACAAGACCUUGGGAAUGAUGAGUGUGAGAUUUACUUUUGAUUGAUAAAGUAUGAUUGCUGAAGACAUAUUUAUUAGGGAUGUGAACCUCAGGUUUCCCAUAAGAAAAGAUACAAUAUAGAUGAUGCCGAUGAAUCUCCUAUAGCAUAUGAUUUCAGUUCAUAAGACACGGAUUCGAUAUCUGACGAUGCCUCUGAAUUUAUAGCAUGAAUUUACAAUAUGGUACGAUUUGCUGUAGUAGCAUCUGAGCGAUUUUGUUCAGAACUUUGUGCUGGAUUCUGUGGUACACCUUGGAAUGCUAAUGAAGUUGAGAAGAAGUGUCUUAAUUAUCAGAGUUAUAAACAAAUCAACUUCAUCACCAAUACAUUUCAGUUUACAGAUAUGAAUUACUUCACACACCAUUUGUCUGUCCCUUUUUAAAUAAUAAUCGAUUUAUGAUCGUGUUUUCAAUUUCUUUCAGUCAUUGCCUUUUAAAUCUUUUAUUUACUUCCCUAAUAUUUAUCUUAGUGUUCUGACUGACAUGAAUUAGUUUACCUUUUGAAUACGUACAACACAACACUCAUUCCCUUUUUUCCCCUUUAAUUGCAAUCUUCGACAUACAGACUCCUUGAACUGCAUAGUAAUAAACAAACCCUCAACAAUUUCCCUCAAAAGCAAUACAGAUUCACAUGAUUAUCUUCAUAUCCGGUUUUUUGUGACUUGCUUCCUUUCUCACACUGCCCUUAAAGUCUGAAUGAAGUUAGCCUUAAAUGAUUGCAUCCUUUUUUUAAAAAAAAAAAAUAUAUAUAUAUUGUAUAUUAUUCAAAAUUAGCAGUCAGUUGAUUAUCAGGUUGCAGCUUAAAUAGACUUAUUCGUUUGUGUGGAUCUACUGUAUAAGAUGUGCUGCUCAGUGGAUUGCAAGAAUUGUCCUUGCUUUAUUAUUGUAUUCAGUUUAUUCUAAGAUUUUCUAUUUCAUUCAAUGUUAAUUUAUUUUUAUUCAGCAACAAAAUGUUGUUUACAAGUUUUGAUGUAUCAUUUCAAAUAUUAAGCAGACAUUAUAGUUAGAACUUGUGUUAUGAUACAGCUGACUUUUGAUCAAUAGUAACAUUUUUUUAUGUUACAUACACUAUAUUGCCAAAAGAUUUGGGACGUCUGCCUUUACAUGCACAUGAAUGUAAUAUGGAGUUGUCCCGCCCUUUGCAGCUAUAACAGCUUCAACUCUUCUGGGAAGGCUUUCCACAAGGUUUAGGAGUGUGUUUAUGGGAAUUUUUGACCAUUCAACUAGAAACGCAUUUGUGAGGUCAGGCACUGAUGAUGGAGGAGAUGGCUCGCAGUCUCUGCUCUAAUUUAUCCCAAAGAUGUUUUAUCUUUUCGAGGUGCAGGCCAGUCAAGUUCCUCCACACCAAACUCGCUCAUCCAUGUCUUUAUGGACCUUGCUUGGAAGGGCCCCAUCCCCAAACUGUUCCCACAAAGUUGGGAGCAUGAAAUUGUCCAAAAUGUCUUAGUAUGCUGAAGCAUUAGGAGUUCCUUUCACUGAAACCAACCCCUGAAAAACAACACCUAGAUCCAAUGAUUCGGAGGGGUGUCCCAAAACUUUUGGCAAUAUAGUGUAGCUACGAUCAUCUUAAAUAUGUAUUUCUCAAUGCUAGAUUAUUGUUUCCUUGAAUAGCGUUUCUAUAUUUUGUUUUUAUACCUGUAAAGAUUGUUCUUCAUGAAGAUGAAAGAUGCGUAUGCAUUGUCUGAAGGAACAAUACGUUUAUUGCAUUAUACGUAUAUUCUAUGUAUAACAUAUAAGUUUCAUGCAAUCGAGUUAUCGCUUCCUCUCUCUGUUGUUCAUGUGUGUAAUUGUAUUUUCAAUGCAACAGUUCUUAGGUUUAUUGACUUUCUCCUUUUCCCCAAGACAUAUGAACACAUUUCGUCUAGCGUGCUACAGAAUCUAAUUGUAUAGCUCAGAUAAGCGUAUUAAUAAAAAUGUUUAGUUACAUCAGUGAUAAUGAGAA
Messenger RNA from Hemibagrus wyckioides, 5518 nucleotides. It is a transcript of the gene sh3bp5la, whose product is annotated as SH3-binding domain protein 5-like, a. Gene Ontology annotation, cellular component: cytoplasm. Lineage: Eukaryota; Metazoa; Chordata; Actinopteri; Siluriformes; Bagridae. The transcript has 6 exons. Bases 438 to 1802 code for a protein of 454 amino acids. The record is from RefSeq and is a predicted model, not a curated record. Gene Ontology annotation, biological process: intracellular signal transduction; negative regulation of protein tyrosine kinase activity. Gene Ontology annotation, molecular function: protein kinase inhibitor activity.